Chlamydomonas reinhardtii is the source of this 2949-nucleotide messenger RNA. RefSeq lists its product as uncharacterized. The transcript is spliced from 5 exons. Bases 471 to 2120 code for a protein of 549 amino acids. The record is from RefSeq and is a predicted model, not a curated record. NCBI's taxonomy places the organism in Eukaryota, Viridiplantae, Chlorophyta, Chlorophyceae, Chlamydomonadales, Chlamydomonadaceae.
CCGUCGCCAGGUGGGCCAUUAGAGCCCUCUGAUGCCCGGUGCCUUGUGCGCAAAUGCCGUAAAGGGCGGGGCUGCCUGAUCGUGCCCUGGAAGGGUGCGCAGGGUCGCGUCUUCAUGCACUAACUGAUGCACUUCAGGUGGUAGAGCUGACCUCGUGUCCUUGGCCAGCAAGCCGUAUCCAUACACUUGAACUUACGAUGCGUACAAAAGCCGACGUCACCCAUCAACGACUUGUCGAGCUUGCGCAGAAAUGUGCCAACCAUGCACAGCACGGUGGCAGCGAGCUGAGGCCGAAAGACUUGCGCAAGCUCAUACGCAAGGUUGAAUAUGCGCUCAACAAUGACGCGCCGCUCGAUCGGGUGCUAGACGCAGUGGCACGGGCCUUCCCGGCCGGAACAACCCGGUUCGACCCCGAAAUAGAGUCGCUCCUGCUUGCAUAUGGCCUAUGCGGAGCUACGCGGGUGGAGAAUAUGUGCUAUCUACACUAUCGCCUGUCUGGGGCGUUUCCACCAAAGUGCAGGGAGCGUCUGCCUGAGCUGCUGCGAACAAUGCCCGAAGGAGACUGGACGAACGCUGGAGAGACAGCCAUGCACAUGAUGGUGCAGGGCUGCCUCGCGCGGCGCUUCUUCCCGGACCCAUCCGUUGAGGAGGCACAAGCCGCCGACGGCAGCCGGCGGGAUUGCGAACGCGCGGAAUACCUGGCUGGGGCCAUGGGCGCCAUGCUCGAGGCCGGCCUUGACGCGCACGCGCCGGACGCGCACGGGACCAGCGUCGUACAGCUGCUGCGGGCGGGGCGGCGGCAGUACAGCCGCGAGGUGGCGGAGCUGGCGGGCAGCAGGCGUGUGGGCGACGUCAAGGGGCUGCUCAGCAUGGUGCGCGCCAUCAAUGAAGCGCUGGAGGCGUGCGGUAAGGACACAAAAGGCGGCGGCGCGGCGGGCGGCGGCGCGACGAUUCAUGUGGGGGCCGGUGUGGGUGCUGGCGCUGGCUUGGCCACACCAGGCCCGGCGGCAGGCAAGAAGCGCCAGUGCAUGACGCAGGCGUCACCGCUGGGCCAGAGCGUGGCAGUGGCGCUGGAGGGCGGCUCGCCGGCUGCUGCGGCGCCCCAUGCACCACGAAAGCGGCCCCGCAGCGACGGCGAGGGGGCCGCCUCCACGUGUGGGGCAGGCGUUCAUCAGGGGGUGCGCCGGGCGCUAGACGGAGUCAAGCUGGAGCGCGCAGCCGCUUCGCUGGCGGUGGGGCCAGCGGCGGUGGCGGCAAGGGUGGCUGUUAAGCCAGAGCCGGAGGCAUCGGCAGCCGUGGUGGGGCCUUGCGGCUCCGCAGCCCGCCUGGCGCCUGGUAGCGCGGUAGUGAAGCGGGAGCCGUGCAGCGGGAUGGGGUCGGCGGCCCGGGUCGGCGCCACCGUGAAGCAGGAGCUGGCGGCGACGCCUGCCGCCUCUGUUUGCUCCAGGGCAGCACGGACGGCGGCCUUGCCACAGCCGAAGCAGGAGCUGCAGCAGGAGCCGAAGCAGGAGCUCCAGGAGGAUGAGGCGGAGCAGGUGCAGGAGCAGGUGCCCGUCAUGCCGUUCGGCCAGUACUGGGGCCGGCCGCUCACGCACCUGCCCGCCAGCUACGUGUGCUGGCUGUGCCAGCAGGAAGGCAUCUUCCAGCACUCGGUCCAGCGGCAGGACCUGUGUAUGCAGCUGCUCGACGCCGGCAUAAUCCGGGCGGCUGAAGCCGACGCCGUGUCGCCAGGCGCCGGUCACCCCUACCUGUCCGGCUACGAGCCAGUGUGGCGCGUGGCGCCUGCCACGCCAGAGGAGCUGCAGGAGGCGCGGGAGGCAUUGGUGACGUUCGGACAGCACCGUGGCGAGCGGGUCGCGGAGCUGCCCUCUGAUUACAUUGGCUGGAUGUGCCGGCAGCCGGGCUUCUGGGACCUGGACCAGGCCCGCAAGCGGGUGCUGCUCCGACAGCUGGAGGUGCUGGGCCGCGUGGGGUACACUCGGGCAGGCCAGGUGGUGCUGGCGGCGGCGGAGCGGACGGGCGGGUAUGCGUCCCGGGGCGUGUACAAGCACGAGGUGGUGUUCCGGGGGUUCGGGAGUGGCGGAUGGGGCGCCGAGUACGACUGCGACUUCGAUGGGUAGGCCGAAUGGCAGUUGGGCGAUUGUAAUUGGCACAUGCCUAGUGGAGGGGCGCCGCGGCAGAGGGGCCCGCCUACGGAUGUGGCGAGACAGCCAAGAGUAUUUGGAGAACUUGUGGCUCGUGGUGCGCGGCAUCUUGUGCCUGGCUAUACAGGUGUUCAUGUGCGCUGUCGCGCCAGGGUAGCCAGUCCGAGCCUCGGGUUGACUCGGACCUGCUGUUGACAGUGAUCUGCGCUUCGCAGGGUGCAUGUGAGCGGGCAUGACAUUAUCGGCAUGCGAUUGCGCUUGUUACAGUGCAGGGCUUACGCUGAAGCGCUGUGAUGCGCUUUGAUGAAAGCGCGGCUGCCUGGGACUGUGGUUGGGGACGGAACAUGCUGUAUACGGUAUAUUCUAGUGCGCCUGAUAUAGAACGCCAGGCGAAUGUAGUGGGGGCUGCGUUAAAGGAGUGGCAGGCGCUGUGUUUACAUGAUUGGUAGAACCUGGGAGCAGGAUGCGGAGCUUAAGUUUUGCUGUCGAUAUGCGUUAGCAUAUGUAUUUUAAGAAGGUUGCACGACAUGGAGCGUGUUGGAUAUGUUGAGGAUGAAGAUCUCGGUGGAAUAUUCGGCUGGCGGGCUGCGGUGCUAGUAGUAAACCUGUAUAAAUACGCCUAGAGUAUUAUAGCACUUCAGUCCUGGGGCAAUUGUGAAAGACUGUCGUACCGCAACGCGGGCCAGGCAGCAUGGAGGAAGGGACUGCUGACGUGUGCUUUUCAAUCGGCUCUGGUCCCGGGCAGACAACGCUACAAUGCAACACAUCUCCAUGCAAGUUGAUUUGAUUGUAAGGAAGAGGCUGG